Messenger RNA from Varroa destructor (honeybee mite), 804 nucleotides. RefSeq names its product cell adhesion molecule Dscam1-like. The record is from RefSeq and is a predicted model, not a curated record. Gene Ontology annotation, molecular function: protein binding. Gene Ontology annotation, biological process: cell-cell adhesion. Lineage: Eukaryota; Metazoa; Arthropoda; Arachnida; Mesostigmata; Varroidae.
UCUCAAUGUUUGAUUAAGAAACAAUGGAUAUAUUUUACGUUACCGUUGUACACGUUAUUUUCUUUUUUGUCUCAAAUGUGUUGUGCACCAAAGAUCGUCCAAAAGUUCAACCGUUCAAUUUGCCAACGAAUCCUGAACUAUGUGACGACGUGCAUACCUUAUGCACAGCAAAAUCUAGCACCCAUACCCAGUUGGAGUGGCUUAAGGACGGCGCCAGAAUCAGUGAUGCGUUCUUGCCUAAUGCCACAGUUUCACACAUAGGAAGUGCACUAGUUCUUAAUAUUCAAUGUAUAUCGUUAGCGCACACGGGCAACUAUACGUGUUUAGCGCAAAAUCCGUAUGGAAAAGACGCGUUUACUACGUCACUGGUAAUAACAUCGCCACCAUUUUGGUUAGAAGAUACAGGCGUUGAGAGAACACAGUUAAUCAGACAAUUCAACCGGGGCGAUAUGAUAACGCUACAGUGUCCCGUAGGAGGACAUCCAAAGCCGAAUAUAACAUGGUACAGAAGAGACAAUUUGGUGGCUACUUCAGACACAUUCUCUUUUAAGACUGUCGACUACGAAUCGACGGACAAGGUGACCUGUAAAGCAUCGAAUGGCAUCGGUUUUUCCUUACAGAGGACGUUCAACAUUCAGACCAUAACACAAGUUGUAUCAGUAGGAGAUCAUCUGAAAUUAACCAUAGUAGACCGCUCAGCAGCAGGAGAGCUCAUCUGUCGAGCUUCAAACGGAAUUGCGCCUUCCAUUGAAAAAACGUUCACCAUCUAUAUCAUAUGUAUACCUAUACAUUAGUCACGGAGCA